Owenia fusiformis is the source of this 1993-nucleotide messenger RNA. The record is from the annotation of a GenBank genome assembly. Lineage: Eukaryota; Metazoa; Annelida; Polychaeta; Sabellida; Oweniidae.
AUUCACUGGUGGUCCACUCGAUUACGCUGGUUACUGACACGGUAAUGUCGGAACUUGGAAGGUACUAUUUUUCUUUUUUCCUGUUUCGUUUAAGAAAAUGUACAUGCUUGCGAACAUCUUAACCGUUUUUCGUGUAACUUAAGUGAGGCUAUUAAUUGACGAUUCUGUUUUGCCUACAACGCGUGGAAUAAGGAAAAAAGAAAAAUCGUACCUUCGAGGUUCCAACAUUUUGUUACCGAAACGGUUCGUUUGAAAGGGACACGGUAAAAUGUGGAUAUGGCAUACUUAAAUGGAACUCAUUAACAUAAAGUUGUGUUUCCUUAAAGUAAAAAUAUAAGACAUCAAAUAUAUAAUCCAGAAUGUUUAGGUUCAUUAGGGAUGCGUCUGAGUUCUGUAUAAUGUUCUUGAUCCGGUCCCUGAUACAUUUGUUAAUGGAUAACAAAAGUUGUAACUAUUACUAGACUUAGAUAGAUGACCUGAGAAACUAUUCAGACGAAAACCUUUUUAGUGAAACAAGAGAAUAUAAGAAUAACAUCAACGUUAUAUAUUCUGACCAUGCUGACUGGAAGGAGAUUCAAGAUUAAAGUAAUGGGUGCAAUAAUCAUAAUAUCAUUAGUCUUAUUUGCGUUUGUUUCAUAUACAAAGAACAUUUCAGGAGAUGUUAAGAAGCAACCUGAUCUUAAACUCGAUAAAGAUAAUAGGUGCCGUCAACUAUGCACAGGGAAAUAUGACACCGCAAAAGGCUAUCCAUCCAUUGCUAAUUCAGGACUAUAUCGGGAUUACUUAUGCCCGACCAUGUUUCGAGAUAUGGCAGACUAUGUUUAUGCAUGGCCAUACCGUCAUUUUGAUGAAAUUAUCAAUACACCAAAUGUGAGAAAAGUUCUGGAUUGCCUUCCUCCGAUUCCAAUAUUAUACUCUAAAGGCGAUCCAAAAAUUGUAAAGAGUUUUAUCAAACAACUAGGAAACCAUCUUAAACCUGGGUUUAUUCUUCUAACUGGACAAACUGAUUACGAAAGUCCAGGUAAUAAUACAAGAUCACUAGAUAAUUCUAUGAUAUUAAGAUGGUACGGAUCAAACCCUGGUAUAACUCAUCAAAAGUUCCAACCAAUACCCCUUGGUUUAAACUGUUAUGAGCACGGCAAGGGGAUGCAGCAUUAUUAUAACAAAUACGGAGACAAUAUCAUUGAAAAAAUACAAAAUAACAGAAAACGCAUGGAAAAUGGAGAUAUCCAAAAACUAGCCGUGAUUAAUUUCGGCGAUACUCAUCCGGUUCGACAGACAGUUAAGACCCAACUGUGUACUAAAGCAGCACGUCCUUAUAUAGAAUGCCAGAAUAAAUUGUGGGCGAACGAGAUUAAGGGAACUGAAAAGUUAACUCUGCUUUAUGAAUAUCUGUCCAAGUAUCCAUUUUGGGUAGCACCCAGGGGCAAUGGGCUUGACACCCACAGGAUCUGGGAGGCCUUAUAUGUUGGCUCUAUACCUAUUGUACAAAGGUCCCGACUGGAUCCAUUGUUUAAAGACUUACCUGUACUUUUAAUCGACAACUAUGGAGAUCUUACAGAAAAACUACUCAAAGAAACAUUAAUCAAGUUUUCAGAUAUGGAUAUUGAUACGAAGACACUACACAGAAACUACUGGUGGAAUGAAAUAGAAAAAUUCAGAACAGAAAUGCUUAGUAAAUUUAAUCUUGUAGAAUCUUAUAGGUCAAGAUGUUGGGCAACCAAUUGGUAAAGAGAGGUGAAUGAAAAACUGAGUGGAAUCGAAAAUAAUCACUUUUUUGUAAUAAAAAUUCUCUUAAACCAGUUCGAGAAGUGUUCGGAAUAGACCAUUCUGAUACUCAUAGCAUCUUUCUGUUUAACAUGAUACAUGAUCCCAGGUCGAGGAUGAGAUGCCAUGGUUUAUCACGAUGGAAAUAGACAGGUUUUACUUGACAUGCAUUUAUUUCAGAUUAUGGCAACAAUUCUAUUAAAUUAUAUAUAAUACAGUUCUCCAC